This is a messenger RNA of Cladophialophora yegresii CBS 114405, 1704 nucleotides long. RefSeq lists its product as uncharacterized. NCBI's taxonomy places the organism in Eukaryota, Fungi, Ascomycota, Eurotiomycetes, Chaetothyriales, Herpotrichiellaceae. Gene Ontology annotation, molecular function: flavin adenine dinucleotide binding; N,N-dimethylaniline monooxygenase activity; NADP binding. The coding region runs from base 1 to 1704 and encodes 567 amino acids. The transcript has 7 exons. The record is from RefSeq and is a predicted model, not a curated record.
AUGGUCUCCUCGGAAAGGCUGAAAGAAAUAUGCGUCCCGCUCUCCAGUGAACACGCAUACAAGAAGCGCAAACUCAGAGUCGCUACAAUCGGCGCUGGCUUCUCGGGGUUGAUACUAGCCCACAAGAUCCAGCACGAACAGCCCGAGUUGCAAGAUUUCAUUGAUCAUGUCAUCUUCGAAGCCAACGACGACGUCGGCGGAACGUGGCGUGUGAAUACCUACCCGGGAGUGCAGUGCGAUGUGCCUGCGCAUAUAUAUGCAUUUCCCUUCGACCCGAAUCCGAAUUGGUCGAAGUUCUACGCAGAUGGUGAUGAAAUUCUUGCAUACGUCGAGAAAGUGGCCACGAAGUGGAACCUGAGACGGGAUGUCCAAUUCAACACCAAAGUAGUUGGCCUUGAGUGGUUAGAGGAAGAGGGGAAAUGGAAGAUUCGUGUACGGAAGAACGGACAGGAGGAGCAAGACGAAUUCGCCGAUGUGCUUGUUUCGGCUCAGGGGUUCUUGAGCCAGUGGAAAUGGCCUGAUAUCCCUGGCGUCCACGACUUCAAAGGCCACAAAGUCCACUCUGCCGCCUGGGACCACUCGUACGAUUACUCGCACAAACGUAUCGGCAUCAUUGGCAACGGCUCUUCAGCCAUCCAGAUCUUACCUCAAAUGGCCAAACUCCCAGGCACGCAGAUCAUCAGUUUCCAACGCGAAGCCACUUGGAUCACGCAGAGUCUAGGUCAGGCACUCGGCGUGGUGGGCAGUAACUUCAACCCCCGAUAUACGAGCCGGGACAAGGCUCGGUUCCGCAACCCAGACAAGCACAAGGCAUACAGGAAGAUGCUCCAACACGGUAUGAAUAAGGGGUUCCGCCUGUUCCGCAAAGACUCGCCCCAAAACACAAAAUCCACCGAAGUCACCAUCUCACGCAUGCGUGCGGCCCUAAACAACGACCCUGCCCUCUGUGAACAGCUGAUUCCCAAUUGGACACUCGGCUGCCGCCGCCUCACCCCUGGCGAAGGAUACCUCGAAUCCUUCCUCCUGCCGAACGUGACGCUCGAGAAGUCUCCAAUCAAGCGCAUCACGAGCACGGGCAUCGAGACUGCCCACGGAAACCAUCAUGACCUGGAUGUCAUCGUGUGCGCCACGGGCUUCGACGUCUCACAUGUCCCUCAUUACCCCGUCACCGGCCGCGGUGGGGUGACUCUUGCGCAGAAGUGGGCCUCGGAGCCGGAAUCAUACCUCAGCGUCGCGUGUCCGGAUAUGCCGAACUACUUCAUCUUCACAGGGCCGAACGCCACGGUUGGCCACGGCACGCUGUUGACCAGCAUGACGUGGACGGCCGAGUACAUUUGUCGGUGGUUGCAUAAGAUUGCAGGAGAGGGGAUCAAGAGUGUGGCUCCCACACAGGACGCGACGGAUGAGUUCGUGAGGUAUGGGGAUGAGAUCCAUGCUACGCUGACGUGGACUGGCGGAUGUAAGAGCUGGUACAAGAACCAUCGGGUCGACGGACGGGUCACGGCAACCUGGCCCGGUAGUGCGUUGCUUUACCGCGAGGUCAUACUCCGGGAAAUCAGGGGCGAGGACUUUGACAUCCGAUACUGGACCGGGAAUCGGUGGAAGGGGCUCCUGGGCAACGGGUUCACGCAGUUGGAAACGGAGGCCGAGGAGAAGGAGAAGAACGGCGAGACGGUCGAUCUGGCUUUUUAUCUCAACACUUGA